AUGCUUGGUAAUUUCAGCGGAAAACAUUGGGACAAUGCGUUCUCAAAUGAAGAAAAUCAAAAACUGGAGCAAAGCAAGAUCGGUUACCCUAUGGAGUACGUUGUCCCAGUAAUUCGCCAUAGAUUACCACCUUCUUCAAUACUUAACAUUUCCACAGUGAACAGCCUAGCCUCUCCUCGAACUUUAAAUCCAACUUUUAUUGUUUUAUUAUCGGUGCCUUUUUCUAAGUAAACCACAAAUGGAUACACUCUCAUUGCUGACAGCGCUUGCUGAUCUGUUGCACUUCCCAAAAAAUGGUAUGCCGAGCCCACUUGCAGCCUUAUUUCAUCGUCCAAAGGUGUCCAAAAAGGAGAAGAUCCACUUGCUAAUGAUCUAUCGAGUCGUGAGGUGCAGCUUGAGCGGAGAAGUUCCGUCGGAACUAGAUCCGGUGAUCUGGCAGAUGGUAGUAGGCCGCCCAGUGUUAUCAAGUCGUCGCUAGUAAUCAUACGGCUCGACCUCCUAUAG
Haemonchus placei is the source of this 504-nucleotide messenger RNA. Lineage: Eukaryota; Metazoa; Nematoda; Chromadorea; Rhabditida; Trichostrongylidae. The record is from the annotation of a GenBank genome assembly.